CGUUGUCGGUUGUCCGUUGACGGUUGAAUAAUAAAAUUUUGUAUUUGCGUUUCAAAACAUUGUAAUUAUUCUGAUUGUUUUUACAUUCUUUUUAAGCGUGAUAAAGUGUUUGUUGUGACUGUAGGUCCGAAAUUUUACAUGUGCAAUGAUGGUGGAAAAUCAUAUAACAUCAACACCGAUCAAUUUGCCACGGCGUAGUAUUGGCGGGAGCAGCAGCAGCUCCAUUCGAAGGCGAAGUUUAAUUCCGCGAGUCGCUAAUAUUAGAAAUGAUGCCUGUAACGAUGAUGAGGCAGAACGUUCAUCUCUGCUGGCCUCAGAGCGAGCAGUUGCGACCUCCACACCACAGUCUCCGCGUCGCGGCAGAGACUCUGCAUCAUUGUCGUCAUCCCCACAGAAGGAGCACUAUCAAGGCUGCCUAAAGCUUUAUGCUGAAAAUAAAAUCACCAAAGAUAAUGCAUGGAACCUGCAGCUCAUAGACUUCAUGUCGUCCAUGGUGCGGAGACAUGACGCUCGCAUGGAAAACUUCCAAACAGCGUCCACGGUGCUGGACGCCACUGCGCGGAUAUACUCAUUUAGAGUGGAUGCAGUGCACUGGGAUGUGCUGAAAAUAGCAGGUGGCCUGAGCAAAGCGGCACAGACGAAAAGAGGCAAGAAAGAUGACGAAAACGUGCAAGACGACGCACCGGCGGACGGUGCUGAGGCCGCGGCUCCAAAAAAGAAGAAAAAGAGGUCUAAAGGUGCCAUAGCGACCAACCCUGAAGUGCUUAAUGGAGAUUUUGAUGCUAACGAGGCUGUGGAUCCAUUCUUCGAAAGGUUGGCAGCUACUGGGGGUGAGAUAACGUCUUCAAACAGAGCGUUCAACGCGACUUUGCCUAUACACGACAAAACAUUAGCACUGAUUUUAAGGACAGAUGAUCAAUUUCUGGAGCCUAUCAAAGAGAAUGUACCAGAGAACAUAUCGCUCACCGACAGAAUAACUCUAGCUGCCAAGUUGCUGCCGGAGUUCAAUGUGGAGGAUCAGAUCUGCGAGCCUUUCACCGGCUUCUGUAUUAGCAAUUGGGACCCUGAUACUGAGGACAACGAGCGCGUCACGAACUGGGUGGAGGAGAACAACCGGCUGAACCUGUCGCAGCAGGCGCUCGCCUUCGACGUCAACGCUGAUGUCGAGCCCAUCCCACUCGAGGAUGCGCACAACGAUCUAUAUGACGAUGAGCCGCUGGGGGGCAUCUCUAGUGACGAGGAGGCGGACGUGGCGGUGGCGGCGUGCGUGGCGCGGCUGCCGGCGGAGCCCCCCGCGCGCCUCACCGACAUGCGGCCCAGCGCGCCGGGCCACUCGCGCCUCGAGUACAGCUACUGCGCCGCCAUCGUCGCCGCCUGGGCCGGGCCCUCGCACUGGCGCCUCAAGAACAAUAGAGCAUCGAAGCUGUCCGAGCGCACACAGUCGACGGCGGCGGGCCGCUCGACGGUGGAGGGCAAGCGGCCGGCGCGCACGAAGAAGCAGUUGGACUUCAUGGGCGCGGGGCUGGCGUUCGACGCGCGCACCAACAACGUGCCCGACUACGAGCCCGCGCAGCCCGCCAAGAUCGCCAUCAGCAAGAAGACCCUCAACACUGGCCACACGUGGAACGAGGCCAACUACAAGACUCCUGUGGACCGAGGCCUGGACGAGACACACUUCCGCAAGCUGUUCCUGCGGCGCAGCGUGCUGCUGAGCCGCGAGCGCGACGAGCAGCCGGCCGAGCGCAGCGCCGAGCCGCUCACCGUGGAGGAGAGCAAGGAGUACGACUACAACAACGAGAACGACGCGUCCUACUGCCCCAACCACGUGAUGGAUGCAGACGAUUGGUGCAACGAAGACGGCGCGGCGGCGGGCGACUUGCACGAGCAGGCCAAGUCGGCGGAGCUGGAGGAGAUCGGCGACAUGUUGGAACCUCCCACUAAGGUUGCAAAAAUCUUCAUACCGUACGCAAUGCGAGCGAAGAAGGUAGACAUGAAAUUAUUGAAACUCACCACGUGGAAAAUGCUCACGGAGCACACUCCGUUGGGACAAAAAGAAGAUGUCACACCAACCACAUUCGCUACCAUCUAUAACCGAUUGCCGAACAAACUGUCUCCAAGUAUGAGGGAGGCGCUUAGUGUGCCACUAGCUUUAUUAUCUAUACUCCAUACGGCCAAUGAAAAGGGCCUCAUACUGGAGAAAAGGGACGACCUCAAGGACUUCGACAUUUUGGGUUUAAUUAAGAAUUAAUUCCAUUGUCUAUAUAUAGUCUGGCAAGGUCGUUGAUAACUCUCCCAUGAUAUGCGGGCGACGGGGGGAAAGACGUGACGUGCAUCAGUCGUGGGUUUUUCAUUCAUCGUUACACGCCCCCCGACCCGCGCGCAACAUCGGGAGUGUUACGAACGAAGUUGCCAAGCUUCAUGUUUUAACAUUUUAAAAAUAUAAGUACAUUAAUUAAUAUUAUUAAAUUCAUUAAUAUAUGAUUAUUUUGAUGCAUUUUUUUUUUUGAAAACACCAGUUGCCAUUUAACUAUACUUUGUUUAUAUAUGCUGGACAUGUUUCGUCUUGUAAAUAUUUUAACGUAUGUUUUUUUUUAUAUUAGUGAAAGAUAUUCUGUAGUGACAUCACAUUUUGCAUGACACCAAUGAUUUUAUGCUAUUAGAUAUGUUACGUGCCUACAAAAUCCGCAGCUAAGUGUUCCAAAUUCAGCCACUCUACUGGGCGCACACAUGCACAAUUUUGUGUUAACUUACAUUAUAUAUUUAGGUAUAUUUAUAGUUUUUACACUUCGUGCCCCUGUAGCCAAGUAGCACGUCGAUUCUCUUUCUACGAUCGCAAACGCUUCGAAAUGUAGAAAAAUGUAUGGGAAUGACAUUUGCUAUCGACAGGUCACGUGAUCAAGAUCUGUCAUUCUAAUACAUUUUUCUAGUUUUCGAAGCGUUUGCGAUCGUAGAAAGAGAAUCGACGUAUCACUUGGCUACAGGGGCUACACAACUCGGCAUUGUAGAUAACUUUGAUUGUUUACUAUAACAUUAAAUUAAAUGAAGCUAAUUAGAUGACUUUGGUGACGCUAGUGCCAUAUCUAAUAGUAUAUAAUCAUUGCAUGACAUCGAAUAUAUUCGACAGUGUACAGAUUAUUUUUAGGGAUUUAUUUUUGUAUACCUACGUACUUUAUUAAUGAUAAUUAUCGAUAAUAAAUAAAUGAUUUUAUGGAGA
Bicyclus anynana (squinting bush brown) is the source of this 3214-nucleotide messenger RNA. It is a transcript of the gene barr, whose product is annotated as condensin complex subunit 2. The coding region runs from base 146 to 2248 and encodes 700 amino acids. Gene Ontology annotation, molecular function: chromatin binding. Gene Ontology annotation, biological process: mitotic chromosome condensation. The record is from RefSeq and is a predicted model, not a curated record. NCBI's taxonomy places the organism in Eukaryota, Metazoa, Arthropoda, Insecta, Lepidoptera, Nymphalidae. The transcript is spliced from 12 exons. Gene Ontology annotation, cellular component: condensin complex.